GAAGUUGGUUAACCGUCAGCGUGUGCGCGCUUUUUCUCUUCCUCUCCCACCGCCUGCUUUAUAUCAUAUUCAAGUUCAUUCUCUUUAUCUGUCUCUCUGACUCCAUCCAUCUGUCCGUCCAGUCCGGUCCAUUCUCCAUCACCAAAAAUUUAUCCAAACACAGAGGAAGCCACCAGACAUUAACUUCAGAACGGUUAUAUAUGUAUAUUUAAAAAGAGAUCAUUUUCUGAAUUUGUCCUUAGAGGAGCGUGUGAACAACCAAAGCAUCUCUGUUCUUUCACUACACCAUGGAGCUUGACAAGAUGGUGAACGGCCACUGUGAGAAAAGGAGCGAGGAGGAUGGGUUUGAUUGUCUGGAGAACAUGGCUGAGAGAGAAGAGUUCCUACCUAAGAAGACUAAUGAUAAGAAAGAAACUGAGUUUACAGAUUUUGUGGGGAAGACGUCAUUUGGGAUGUCCAUCUUCAAUCUCAGUAACGCCAUCAUGGGCAGUGGCAUUCUGGGUCUAGCAUAUGCCAUGUCCAACACUGGCAUCAUCCUCUUUCUAAUUCUAAUCGUCCUCAUUGCUAUUUUGUCUGCGUACUCCAUCCACCUGUUGCUGAAGAGCGCUGGAGUAGUCGGGAUUCGUGCAUAUGAACAGUUGGGUUACCGUGCAUUUGGAUCAGCAGGCAAAAUCUUAGCUGCCUGCGUUAUAACCGUUCAUAACAUCGGAGCCAUGUCCAGCUACCUCUUUAUUGUGAAGAUGGAGUUGCCAGCUGUUAUAAAAGGCCUGUUGGACAAAGAGAUAAACUCAGAGUGGUAUGUGAAUGGAGGCUAUCUCAUCAUCAUCGUCAGUAUCAGUAUAAUCUUACCACUUGCCCUCAUGCGUCAUCUUGGGUAUCUUGGCUACACCAGUGGUUUCUCACUCACGUGCAUGAUUUUCUUCCUCAUAUCUGUCAUCUAUAAGAAGUUUGUGACUCUGUGUUCAUUGGAAUCCUUCAGCAUCAGCACCAACACCACCGAUAUGCCUCCUCUUACCACUACACACACCCCUACUAAUUACACACACAGCAACACCUGUGAGGCGAAACUGAUCACUCUCACGCCACAGGCUGCGUAUACCAUUCCUAUCCUGGCUUUUGCUUUUGUGUGUCACCCUGAAGUGCUGCCCAUCUACACAGAACUGAAAAAUCCAUCUAAGAAGCGCAUGCAGAAUGUGGCUAACAUCUCCAUACUGGCCAUGUUCGUCAUGUACCUACUAACUGCCAUCUUUGGCUACCUCACUUUCUAUGGUGCUGUAAAUGAUGAACUCCUGAAGAGUUAUAGCACUGAUGACACACUGAUGCUGUGUGUGCGCCUGGCAGUGCUGAUGGCUGUCACCCUCACUGUGCCUGUCGUUCUCUUCCCGAUCCGUCGUGCUGUGCAACAGCUGCUGUUCCCCGAUAAACCUUUCCACUGGGCUCGCCACAUCGCCAUCGCUGUGGUUCUCCUCACCCUCGUGAACAUACUCGUCAUCUUCGUUCCCGACAUCAGAGACAUCUUUGGUGUCAUCGGAGCCACAUCAGCACCCAGUCUUAUUUUCAUACUGCCCGGAAUAUUCUACAUCCGCAUUGUACCCGAAGAACAGGAGCCACUGAAAUCUCGGCCAAAGAUCCAGGCGGCGAUGUUUGCAGCUCUGGGCUUUAUCUUCAUGGUGAUGAGCAUUACCUCCAUCACCAUACAGUGGGUGGCUGGGGACAGUAGUGUGCGAGGACACUAACAGACAUCAGGACAGCAGUGCAGUAAGGAUGCACACAGAAGCACACACACUCUCCCUCACUAUCCCAUCAAACAUGAACCUCUAGAACCGAGCAUGCUGCAGCCCACGACAAAUACCACGACACGUCGCUGUAAAAGAUGCUCUGUGAAGACUUUACAUAAGACUUGUCAUCCUCAUAUUAGAAUCCCAUAAUCUACCACCACUAUAAAUACUGGACCUGAUGCCUGCUGGAUGGACGGACGGAUGGAUGGAUGACAGCAGAACGGACAUCAUUCAUUCAGGAAUGAUCGAUUUUAUUUCAGUAGCGUAACUGAGCAGAAACAACAGUGAUAAAUGCUGCGACGCCCUUACAGUAAACUUUUGUUUUCUUAACCCAUAUAUGCUUGUACUGGAAUUUUUGUACUGUAGUCUUUGGUCAAAAAAGACUUAUUUUUUUGUGAAUAUUACACGUUUAUUUUGUAAUGACAUAAAGACCAAAGACAAAUACUAAAGAGCAUUUUACAACAAGAAAAUGAAAACUGCAUGGUGUUGAAAUAAGACAGCUCAACUGAGCUGAAUUCAGAAAACAGGUUAGGCUAAAAUAAUAUUGGGGUAGAUAAAGAUUAAUAAUGUGGGCUUUGGGGGAGAAUUUUUCAAAAAGAAAUUCUACAAUUUUAGAGGUGUAAAACAUAAGAUAAUACAACGUGUAAAAUAUUGAUUACAUAGGAAAUGUUCACAAAGAACUGGUGUGUUUCACAUCACAGUAGAAGGUUUAAAGAGCAGUUUGUUAUUAUUCGAGCGAAAUUAUGGCAAGACAUCUUCAGACGUCAUUUUUGUUGAAUCUGCUGAGAGUAUUUAUAUGUUGUAAAGUGUGUAAGAGUUAUCUCUAGAUAUUUCUAUGAUGUGUGUGUUUUCAGGACAUCUUGAUGUGCAGGAAGGCUGCAAAUCUUAACAGUACAUGCAGAGGGAUUUAACUGUCUUUACUAUUAAAUACGGAAACAGAAGUUACACUAAUUUCUGUAAAUGCAGAUUCUUUACUCAGAUUACUUAUACAGAUUACUCCUACUCUGUAAAGUGUCGUUUCUGUCUUUAUUUGUUAUUUUACUCAUUUUUACUCUAAUGCAUUCAAUACUCAUUUUCUUGUUUGAGGUCUUCUGACCUACUUUGUGAUCAAAAGAUUUUUAAACAAAUAUUCAGUUUCCUGUGUACUGUAGGUUUUACCGUCAGCCAGGUAACAGAAUGUUGGGUAAUGCUUUUUACAUGAAGGACACUUGACCACAACAUCAUAAUAUAUUUAUUAUGAUAUAUAUAAAAAAAACAUUCACAUGGUACAAUUAAGUCAAGUCUAUUAUUUUUAGUUCAUUCCAGACAUUUCUAAAAAUGGUUUAUUUUCUUGUCAGCCAAAAUCUGAUUAUAAAAUGAACUGAUUAGGAUUAUGCUCGAGCUGGAUAGCAUGCAGCAUGUAGGAAAUCUUCACACAAUUCUUACACAUUAUGGUCUUCACCAGAAGAAAGCCUAGGCGAGAUUUAAAAUAAAUAAAUAUUACCAUUUCCAUAUCAUUUUGGUGAAAUAUAUUUAGUUUUGUAAAAACAAAAACCCUUGCAUUCAGCUCCAGUGAUAUCCAACGGGUUUCCUAAACCACCACACAAAUGACUUCUGAGGUAUUACACUCCUGUAAAAAAAAAAAAAACGUGCACUUUUAUUUGUCAGCUUCUGGUUAUUUUGUCAACACACACUGAAUCAUCAUGUCUUCGUACAUGUUUAGUUUCUCUGUAGAACCAGUUUCUGAAGUGCUGUGUACUGUAGGUCAUGUAAACAGUAUUGACCCGUUCGACCAAAGUGUUGCCAAAUAUUAUAAUGGCUGGACUAAAAAUAUUUUAUAAGUUUUGUAUAAACUUUUGUCAACAUGGACAAAACUGCUGCAUGAAUUUGUGUAAAAAUAUGAAAAUGAACAUAAAUUAUUUGUUAUUUGUAAAUACUUUUCAUGCAGGGCCUGCAUUUUUUAUCUAAACAUUUCUGGGGGAAAAUUAUUUAACAGAUUUCUCUAAAUUUCCACUUGAUUGUAAAAAGUGCCUAAAGCAAUGCCAUUUGUGUGAAGAUGAAUGUAUAUAUUUACAUUUAAUUGUAGGGGGGAAAAUCUUAUGUAAUUAGUUCAGUUGGCCAUUGUCAUUUUGUUCAAUAAAGUUACAACUGGGGUAAAGAAGCUUUAUCUUUA
Molecule: messenger RNA, 3930 nt
Organism: Ictalurus punctatus (channel catfish)
Lineage: Eukaryota; Metazoa; Chordata; Actinopteri; Siluriformes; Ictaluridae
Gene: slc38a5a
Product: solute carrier family 38 member 5a
Exons: 16
Coding region: 288-1736 (482 amino acids)
Biological process (GO): glycine transport; L-glutamine transport; L-histidine transmembrane transport
Molecular function (GO): L-glutamine transmembrane transporter activity; glycine transmembrane transporter activity
Source: RefSeq, a predicted model, not a curated record